AAAUGGAAAGUUUUAUUUUAAUUCUUAUACAUUUUUUUCUCCGAAAUCAAUGGAUUGCAGUCAACGCUGGUGAACCAAUGCUUGGAAUAGCGCCAUGUAUGUAUUCGGGCUCUUAUGAUAAAAAUGGAUACUUCUGUUCGAAUGAACCCAUGCCAAUAGAUUGGAUUCCAAUAGAGUGUACUUCAUUAGUUUAUGAUGCAGUAAAUUUUAAUGAAAGUUUAACUACUAAUUUUACUGAAUAUGAUGAAAACAACAUUAAACAAAUUUUAAAUGGUUUUAAUAUAACGGGUAUAAUACUAAAGAAUUUAAACUAUGGUUAUAGCAAUUUUAGUUCAGAUUUCCAUUUUGAUAAAUCUUUCAACAAUAAUUUAAAAAUAUUCAUAAAUCUACUGAAAAAAAAAUACAAUUUGAAUAUUGGAUUAUAUGUGAAUGCAAGCAACAUGAUAUAUUAUAGUGAUGAUCAAGAUUCUACAGAUUGGUUUGACUUUGUGGUAUUGAAUGAUGUUGUGGAUUAUUACAUAAUUGGCUUUGAUAAUUUUAAUCUGUGUAAUGAAUUCUUUAUAGGCGGAAUUGUUCCAAUGGAUAAUGUUUUUAAUUACAACCAUUCUUUGACAACAUUUGAAAAAGCUUUUAAUAGUUCGAAAAUUGCAAAGAACAAAAUUUAUCUAGAAUUCUUAGCGGUUCCUACACUUAAUAACUCAGCAACUGAACAUCUACCCACAUGCUGCGUGACAUACAAAAAAUAUUGUGAAUCUGACCACUACAAUACUCACUGGUGUGCUGACAAUGCAGCAUCAUUCUAUGCUAAAGGCAAAUUUGCUAAAGAUAUAAAAGCAAAAGGAAUCGUAGUAAAGUACAUCGAUACAAUCGACCCCACUGCAAAAUGUGACUGUGAUAAUAAAAAUAAGUUCAUAACGUUUAUGAUGAUGCUCCGUGGUUUUACUUAUUCAGAGCCUAUCACAGACUGUGCAAAGUUGAAUAGUAUUAGUGUUGAAUAAAUAGAAUUUCCAGUUGAACUAUAAAACAACAUCAAAAAUAAGUAUAUUGCUACCGUCAUGGCAAUACCUCGUAUCUCAAGUUUUUUCGAA
Molecule: messenger RNA, 1088 nt
Organism: Melanaphis sacchari
Lineage: Eukaryota; Metazoa; Arthropoda; Insecta; Hemiptera; Aphididae
Exons: 9
Coding region: 3-998 (331 amino acids)
Source: RefSeq, a predicted model, not a curated record